UCGAUUCUCAUCCACUUUUCCAUCUUCCCUGCCCCCCUCCCCAGAAACAACACCCUUGCAAUUCCUUGUUUCUUCUCUCCUGGACCUUCUCAUCUAUCCCAUUUCAACUAGACGACUGGGGCGCUGUGCACCCGCAAUUCAACAUGUCGUCCACCGAUGAGAUCUCCGACUAUGAGCCCAAGAAGGUCUACGUCGACUCGGGGGUCAAGCAGCACGAUCACCUGCCACAAUACGAUGGCGAUAUCGUAGCGGAGAUGAGUGAGGAGGAGCGCAUGGUCUACGAGCAUGGCGUCAAAAAGUUCAGCCGUCUCGGAUGGAAGCGACUGACCGUCAUCCUCAUUGUCGAGGCAAUCGCCCUGGGUAGUUUGUCUCUCCCCUCCACCUUUGCCACGUUGGGCAUGGUCGCUGGUGUCAUUUGCUGUGUUGGUCUGGGAUUCGUCGCUAUCUACACCAGUUAUGUCGUAGGACAGGUGAAGCUGAAGUUCCCGCUGGUUGCCCACUACCCGGACGCCGGGAGGCUCAUGUUCGGUCGCUUUGGGUACGAACUGAUCAAUUUUAUGCUGGUUCUGCAACUCCUGUUCCUCACGGGCUCCCAUUGCUUGACUGGUGCCAUUGCCUGGAUUUCGAUUACCGAAAGUGGCAUCUGCUCCGUGAUCUUUGCCGUCAUCUCGGCGAUCAUCCUGUUCCUCUUGGCGGUUCCCCCAAGUUUCACAGAAAUGGCCAUUCUCGGGUACAUUGAUUUCGGUUCCAUCAUCAUUGCCAUCGGAAUCACCAUCAUUUCCACCGGUAUCAAGAGCACCAACGCCCCGGGAGGCUUGGCUGCCGUGCCCUGGUCGGCCUGGCCCAAGGAUGACAUUUCCUUUAAGGAUGCCUUCAUCUCCGUGACCAACAUUAUCUUUGCCUACAGCUUUGCCAUGUGCCAGUUCUCCUUCAUGGACGAGAUGCACACUCCAAAGGACUACGUCAAGUCGAUCUGGGCUCUGGGCCUGACCGAGAUUUUGAUUUACACCCUCACGGGUGCUCUCGUCUACGCCUUUGUUGGCCAGGAUGUUCAGAGUCCCGCUCUGUUGUCCGCGGGCACCCUGAUGAGCCGCAUUGCGUUUGGCGUGGCUCUGCCCGUCAUCUUUAUCAGUGGAUCGAUCAACACCGUCGUCGCUGCCCGGAUUGUCCACGGCCGGAUCUUCAAGAAAUCCAACAUUCGAUUUAUCAACACUAAGAUGGGCUGGAUCACCUGGCUCAUCACGAUUGCCGCCGGCACCGUCAUUGCCUUCGUCAUUGCCGAGGUCAUUCCCUUUUUCAACGACCUUCUGUCCAUCUCCUCGUCUCUCUUCAUUUCUGGCUUCACCUUCUACUUCCCCGCGCUGAUGUGGUUCAUGCUCAUCCGCGAGGGCGACUGGGACCGCAAGAAUAUUGCUCUGGGAGCCUUGAACGUGUUUGUCUUUUUGAUUGGCAUUCUGACACUGGGAGCGGGCACUUAUGCUAGUGUGCAAGAUAUUAUCGAUAAAUAUACCGCCGGCAGUGUCCGAGGUGUUUUCAGCUGCUCCAAACCCUCCUAAGCCGCCUUCUUUCACGAAUUACGCCAAAUAACGGCAGCCAGUAACUUGUACAUGUUUGUCACAUAGAGUCUUAGACCACACCAUCAUUUUCUGCGAGCGAUGAAGCGGGUGCAUAUGCAGACGGGAUCUGCGGGAUGUAUUUUACAUGAACUUUUCUUCGAACCCUUUACCAUG
This is a messenger RNA of Aspergillus ochraceoroseus IBT 24754, 1730 nucleotides long. RefSeq names its product putative amino acid transporter. The record is from RefSeq and is a predicted model, not a curated record. Gene Ontology annotation, biological process: amino acid transmembrane transport. Gene Ontology annotation, molecular function: amino acid transmembrane transporter activity. NCBI's taxonomy places the organism in Eukaryota, Fungi, Ascomycota, Eurotiomycetes, Eurotiales, Aspergillaceae. The transcript has 2 exons. Bases 144 to 1556 code for a protein of 470 amino acids. Gene Ontology annotation, cellular component: vacuolar membrane.